AUGAUAGCUCGUCAGAAGCACAGAGUGCUAAAUAAGAAUAUAAAAAUUUUGCACGCUUUGUGGGUGUGCAUUUUCAAGAAGCCGAGUGUCAUUUCGAAGAUUGCUCUGAAGUUGCAGAAGCGGAGAAAUUGCAGAACGAAUUCAAAAAUGGGAGGUGAUCUUAGAAGAGAGGCACCUGAUAAUAUUUCUAGAUGGCGGGAGAUGCCUAAGGAAAAUAAAAGGUUGUCGAUGUCGCUAGGGAAAGGCAAGAGGAAAAGUGAGGACCCUGGGCCCAGUAAGGAUGAGCUGAAACAGAGUAAAAAGGUUAAAAAAGCCUCUGUGGAGAAAAAGGUUGAGGACAUGGAUAAACAAAAGGAUACAGAGGUUGAUCCUGAGGAUAUGGGAAAAGAAGGAAGUGAGAUGGAGAUUGAUGAUUCUGACGGGGUGGAGAGCUGGAAAGAUGAGGAAGUGGGGGAAGAGGAAAGAGGAGACGAGGAUGAUUCUGAUCAGAACAACCCUACCCACAGCACAAGUACUGUUUUGAUUAAGAAAGCAGCAAAAACAUGGGUGUUGACCCUUUCAUACAACAGCCCGAAGACAGUAAGAGUGGCAACAAAACAAGAGAGCAAACCCCGGAAAAAGAGGGUCAGAUAA
This is a messenger RNA of Cryptomeria japonica (Japanese cedar), 633 nucleotides long. RefSeq lists its product as uncharacterized. Lineage: Eukaryota; Viridiplantae; Streptophyta; Pinopsida; Cupressales; Cupressaceae. Bases 1 to 633 code for a protein of 210 amino acids. The record is from RefSeq and is a predicted model, not a curated record. The transcript has 3 exons.